CAGGCUGCAAGGUUAUUUCUGCAUCUUUCGUUUUUGCAAAUUGCCAUAUGUGAAAUUAUCCACAAUACUUGACUUUGAUAGUCUAUUAUUAAUAGAAUACUAUGGAAAUUGGUGCACUUUUGCUAAUGCUCGUGCUGAUGUCACCCACUCUGUCUGGAUACACUCAAGCAAGACCAAAAGUUCAAGUGACUGUAAUGCCUAGUGACCGUGUCUUCAGCGGAGAGACAGUCACUCUCAGAUGUGACAUAGAGGAAGAGGUUGACUGGACAUACAGUUGGUAUAAAGAUGGUUUGAUCACCCGCUGCACAGAGAGAGUGUAUGAAUUCACAUCUUAUGAGUCUGACAGUGGUAAAUACACCUGUAGAGGAGAGAAGAAACAAGACUCGCACCAAUCAGAGAUCAGCGACUCUGUUACACUGACUGUAUCAGAUCUACCCAGAGCAACAAUUACAGCAGAUCCAGACAGGUCUGUGUUCAUUGGAGAGACCAUCUCUCUGAAGUGUGCAAUAGAGUCUCAUUACAAUGACUGGAGAUUUCAGUGGUCUAAAUACAGCAGCACAUUUGAUGCAGGCGAGCCAGAGAAAAUCACAAGCAGAGAGACUCUCACUAUUGAGAAAGUUUCUAUGUCUGAUCAGGAUAAAUAUCAUUGUUGGGGAGAUAGAGAGAACAGACCAAUGAAAUCCCAGCAGAGUGCAGCUUUUUCAAUCAAAGUGGAAGGUGAGUGCUUUAUUGUCUGUAACACUCAUUCACCAUUCAACCAAUGGAAUGAUAUUGUGACUAUGUUUGUUAAACCAAUUGGCAGAUGGGAGGAGUGUAUAAGAAAACAGAUUGAAAACAAUCAAAGAACCCAUCCAAUUAUUAAUAGUGAAUGAGAGUCAGUGUUUUUGCAUUUCCAUUUGGUGCCACAAGGUGUACAGAAAUUCCAUGAUACACUCCUUGUGAAAAAUAACUGAG
Messenger RNA from Megalobrama amblycephala (Wuchang bream), 954 nucleotides. RefSeq names its product carcinoembryonic antigen-related cell adhesion molecule 5-like. Gene Ontology annotation, biological process: cell surface receptor signaling pathway. The coding region runs from base 102 to 872 and encodes 256 amino acids. Gene Ontology annotation, molecular function: transmembrane signaling receptor activity. The transcript has 4 exons. The record is from RefSeq and is a predicted model, not a curated record. Lineage: Eukaryota; Metazoa; Chordata; Actinopteri; Cypriniformes; Xenocyprididae.